AUGCCUGACGAAAAGGAAAAGUCUUUCUCAAUAUCUCGGUAUCUGCGUCCUGAACGUUUUGACGUGGAACCCGCAAUGGCCGGCUCAGACUUGAAAUGGAUUCAUUGGAAGUACUCAUUUGAAAAUUUUAUCGCACAGGAAGCCGCUUCGGCUGACGAUGCCCUUAAGUACAAACUCCUUGUAAACCAUAUCUCGCCAUCAAUAUUUAACUUCAUUCAAGCUUGCACCACGUACGUCGAUGCCAUGACCACUCUCAGUACCACCUAUGAAAAACAAAAAAAUAUUAUCUUGGCUCGGCAUCGCCUCGCUACUAGAAAGCAACAGCCUGGCGAAACGUUAGCAGAGUAUUCGAGAUCUCUUGCCAUACUUGCUCGUGAAUGUCACUUCAAAGCUGUUACUGCUAAUGAACACCAAAACGAAACCGUACGUAGUACGUUCAUUGCCGGAAUAUUGUCUCAGAAAAUAAGAGAAAGGUUGCUAGAAAAAUCUACUAUGUCUCUGGAAGAAACAUUGAAUCUGGCUACAUCUUUAGAAACUGCUGAAAAUACUUCACGACUACUAACAGUAUCAUCUCCAUCAACGUCUGCUGUUCCUGUUAACACGAUCUCUGAAACUCAAGCAUCGCAACCACAGCUCAACUUGGCAGCAUCAAAACCUCAAAAUUUUCAUCACAGUCGCCCUACGCAAAGUGACCCCCGAUGCUUUUUCUGCGGUGGCAAUGUUCAUAAAAGAAUCAAGUGCCCCGCUAAUAAUGCCCAAUGUCAACUUUGCUCCAAAAAAGGACAUUUUGCAACUGUUUGCCGUAGUUCAAGACCAGGUCAACGUACCGUAAAUGUUAUUACCAUGGACGAUGACGACGUUACUCAACCUCAAGUUACUGAUUCUCAUUUGUCAAUGAUAUCCGCUGCUGCGCCAUCAAGCCUACGUAAAGCUACCAUUCCAAUUACCUUGAACAACUAUCAAGCAGAUGCGCUACUUGACACCGGAAGUUCAAUCAGCUUUAUCGAUAAGAAUACUGCUCUAACCAUGAACCUUAAACGAAAGCCCUGUCGACAAGCGAUAACUUUAGCAUCUCUUAACAAUAUAUCAUAUGUUGAGGGACUAUGCUACGCUACAAUUCAGAUUGCAGAUGGGCGAGAAACUACAGUCUCUAAUAGAUCCUUAGCGCCACUGCCACAGGUCGUUGACGACGACUCGUCGGACGAUGAAGAGCAAUUAGAAAUGGAGGAGGUCCCUUCCAACGAAGCUCCACCUGCUAGCCCAGAAGUGGAGAGUACACAAAUGAGUGUCGUUGAAGAAAACUGGGUAUAUCAAUUUAAUAUAGACGACAUUGAAAAAAACUUAUUUGAUAAUUUUGAAAAAGAACUCAAUAUUUUAUGUGAAAAUAUUCCUAAAGUGCUUGAAGAUAAUUUUUUAAUUGAAAACAUCAAUCAUCAAGUAAAUUUGGCCCAAACUUUUGAUGAAGAAUUAAAAUUUCUUACUGAAGGCAAUAAAGAAUUAAAGCAACAGAUUGAAUCUAAGCUUAAAGAAUUAGCAGACAGACAAACUAAAUAUGAAAAUUACAAGCAAGAUCAUAAACUCUUAACACAAGAGAUCAAAGAGACCCAUGAAGCAUUUUUAAUGGCCAAGAAAUAUUACAAAAAGUUUUUGAAAGUAUAUUACUGUAUUGAAAAAAGAACCAGUGACACACAAGUUAUAUUUGUCCAAUUUUUUACAGAGUCUAAAAAAGAUAAUGAAAAUUAUUCAGUUAGAUUAUUGAGACAUACAACCACUGGCCAAUAUGAAUUGCAAAAUAUUCAUCCAAAGUUAAAACUGUUAAAAGAACUUCAAAAGAAAUUACUACAAACUAAUGAUGUGCCUGGUGCUUUAUGCUGUGUGAGACAAGCGUUUUUAGAAUUAAGGGAGAAUAAGAAA
Messenger RNA from Brenthis ino (lesser marbled fritillary), 1914 nucleotides. Lineage: Eukaryota; Metazoa; Arthropoda; Insecta; Lepidoptera; Nymphalidae. The record is from the annotation of a GenBank genome assembly.